Molecule: messenger RNA, 657 nt
Organism: Acanthosepion pharaonis
Lineage: Eukaryota; Metazoa; Mollusca; Cephalopoda; Sepiida; Sepiidae
Source: the annotation of a GenBank genome assembly
AUGUGCCGAUUAAGGCAUUUCCUCAUCUAUCUAUCUAUCUAUCUAAGUCUAUUUAUCUCUUUCUUUCUUUCUUUCUUUCUUUCCUUCUAUCUAUCUAUCUAUCUAUCUAUUUAUCUAUCUAUGUCAGUCUGUUCAUAUCUAUCUAUCUAUCUAUCUAUCUAUCUAUCUAUCUAUCUAUCUAAGUCUUUUUAUCUCCUUUCUUUCUGUCUAUCUAUGUCAGUUUGUUCAUAUCUAUCUAUCUAUCUAUCUAUCUAUCUAUCUAUCUAUCUAUCUAUCUAUCUAUCUCUGUUUAUAUUUAUCUAUCUCAGGCUAUUCUGUUCCUAUCUAUCUAUCUAUCUAUCUAUCUAUCUAUCUAUCUAUCUAUCUAUCUAUCUAUCUCAGUCUAUUUAUCUCUUUCUUUCUUUCUUUCCUUCUAUCUAUCUAUGUCAGUCUGUUCAUAUCUAUCUAUCUAUCUAUCUAUCUAUCUAUCUAUCUAUCUAUCUAUCUAUCUAUGUCUGUUCAUAUCUAUCUAUCUAUCUAUCUAUCUAUCUAUCUAUCUCAGUUUGUUUAUAUUUAUCUAUCUCAGUCUAUUUCGUUCUGUCUUUCUUUCUAUGUCAGUCUGUUCCUAUCUAUCUAUCUAUCUAUCUAAUUCUUUUUAUCACUAUCGAUCAAAUUUAA